Messenger RNA from Symbiodinium sp. CCMP2592, 3429 nucleotides. The record is from the annotation of a GenBank genome assembly. NCBI's taxonomy places the organism in Eukaryota, Dinophyceae, Suessiales, Symbiodiniaceae.
AUGGAGGCUCUUGCCUUCGCGUUGCAGCUGGACGGCGAGGAAGAGGUCCACUGCGAGUUGCAGCUCGAGGGAGACGAAGAGCACACAGUGGUUAAGAUCGGCCGAUGCCCGAAGGGCGGACUGGUUGUCAAUCACCUCGGCGUCUCCUGGGUCCAUGCAGAGAUCCGUCUGCUGCGGCGAGACAGCGAGGCUGAACCACAGCUGUGCGUGCGAGAUGUCUCCGCAAACGGAACUGGACUUCAAGAAGAAGGAGGAAGUGAGGACGAAGUGCAAUGGCUGCAGCGUAGCGAAGAUGUGCCUUUCUCGGAAGGAAAGCAGAUUGUAAUGCCGCAGAAAGUCAAGAACAAAGCCGGCCGGCCGGAGGAUGCCGUGCGACGCACCAUCGGCCUGCGUCUCACCAGCGAGGAAGAGGCGGCCAAGGCAAGGCAGAUCCGAGAAGAGAAGGCGGCCAAGAAAAGAAGACGUGCUGGAAAGAAGGAAGAGGCGAAAGCAAAGAAGAAAGCGGAGGAAGCCGAGAAAGCGAAGAAGCAGGAGAAAGUGGAAUCGCCCAAGAAGGCAAAGGAAGACCUCAAGAAAAAGGCAAGCAAGGACGACGACGAGCCUACAAAGAAGACUGCUCAGAAAGAGAAGAAGGAGAAGCCGAGCAAGGAGAAGGACAAGCCAGCCACAAAGCAGGCAAGGUCCAGAAGCAGGGACGGAAGGAAGGAGAAGGCCAAGAACGGAGCGGCGUGGCCGAGGGGGAGCCGCCAGCCGUGGCGGCAGCGGUCCCGAAGAAGGCGCGCGCAAGCGCGAAAGCGACCGCGUGCUGCGUGCCGGGUCACCGUGCUUCCAGGUCCCGGUUCGGGAGCCGGAGCCUCCUCCCAGGGCUCCAGAGCCAGAGCCUCCAGAGCCUCCACAGCCUCAAGCUUCAGAGUCGACAGCGAGCCACCGAAGGGCGAAGAGGUGGUAGACGCAGAGAUCAAGUCAGAUGAUGAGGAUGUGGUGCUGGUGACAGGUGGCGAAACAGCAGCUCCCAGCGCGCGAGAGACUGAAGAAGUGGCUCCACAGCCGAAGACCGAAGCACCUGCACAGGAGCCUCCGGAGCCUUCACUUCCUGCCUGGGUCAGAGAAGGCAAGCGUUGCAACUGGUUCUCGAUGUCGCUGAAGCGACUCUUGCCGGUGAGGAUCACGAAGGUGGACCACGCCAAGUCCGUGGUGAUCGCGACCUUCGAAUCGGAUAGUGCAGUUUGGAAAAGUGUGCAUUUCUUGCUGCUUGGACAGCCUGACUGUCCUCUGAGAGGUCCUGAACCUGGUCAGGAGAGCAGUGACGAGGAAGAGGGCCGCAGCCGACGAACCGGGCGACGUUCGAGGACCCCGGAUGUCUGGGAGCAAGAGCGUCGCCGCGUCAUCGCAACGCAGGCGGUGGAGCAGCGGCGAAAAGCGGCCCAGGAGAUCGAGCGUCAGAAGGUGCAGGCUGCCUUUGAGCAGAGGAAGAAGGAGGCGGAGGAGCAACGUCUCAAGGAAGAGGAGGAGUGGCGUGCCAGGCUGGUGGAGAGGCGGAAGAAAGAAGCCGCUGAAGAGGAGGAGAGACUUCGACUCGAAGAGGAGGAGCGACAGGAGAGAAAGCGGAAAAGGAAAGAAGAGAAAGAUCGCGAGAAGGAGAAGGAGAAGGAACGAGAGAAGGAACGGAGAAGUAAGCAAGAGGCAGAGGAGGACGUGUUCUUCUGCAAAGCUGAGGGUGCGAACGCCAUGCUUGCACACGCCGGCGGAGGCAAGCAGGAAGUAGAGCUGUCAAGGUUUAACCCCAUGAUGGCCAUGAUGGCUGCAGCUGCCGGGAACGGCGGAGGCUUCGCGAUGAACCAGUCGUUGGGGAUGUCCAAGGGCGCAGGGAAAGGCAAGGCUUCUCACCCGAAGGGCUACGACCACGCGGCCGCAAAGGGCCAGGGAUGGGGCCCCGGAAGUGGUGCUGGCGGCUACAGUUCUGGCGGUGGCAAUUACGGAGCCUGCGGGGGCGGCUACGGCGAGCGCAGCGAGUACAGUCAUGGCCAAGGUGAUGGCUUCACGGGAGCAAGCAGCCGGGGCAGCAACGCAGGUGGCAAGGGUGGGGCGGCUUAUGCUGGUUGUGGCGGUGGCUAUGGCGACAUGGGCGGUGGCUGUGGCAAUGGUCCCAGCGGCGAAGACCGUGCGCCUCCGCCCUGGCGCAGUGCGGCGGCUGCACGGCCGCCCCCGCCGCCCAGCAGCCGAGGCCCCGGAGGAGGCUUCGGCAGCGAGACGCAAGGCACCAAGGGUGGCCACUUGUUUCCGAAUACCGCUGGAACCAAGGGAAGUGGCUUCCUUUUUGGAAACAAGGUUGCUCUUGAGCCUCGCGUAGAACCGGUGGUGCAGUGGUGCAACAAGGACAUAGAUUGUCCUGCCACCCAGCUGGAUGAGGAGGACGAGACAAGUGACAUAGGACAAGGUGACUAUGGCAACACUUUUGCAAAGGCUACAGGCUUUCCCUCACCUCCAGCAACGCCACCACAGCCAAGGAAGCGCAAGCGGCCGCCGUCGACAGGCCUCGCCGAGACCCCGCCGGAGAAGCCUUGCAGGCGAUCGCCGAGGCUGCGGGAGCUACAGAAGCUGCAGGCGGAGCAGGCGCCAGAAGUGCCUGCUCCGGCGCCGCGGAGGCACCAGGCCUCGACGGGCGGGCAGAAGAUUCUUGCAGAAGCACCCCUGCGGCCGGUGAUCGCCCUGAGCGGAGUGGAGAUCGAGGCCAAUCUGCUGAAUGCGGCCCGCAGACUUGUGGAGUCUCUUGGAGGAGAGAUCACGAACACGUGGACGAUGAAGGCCACACAUUUGGUGGCCUGCCGCUUGCGACGGACAUUCAAAAUCAUGUGCGCUCUAUGUCGCGGUGUGCCGAUUGUAAGGCCUGCCUUCAUCAAGCGCUGUGUGCAAGAAGCACGAGUGCCUGAGGUGAGGAACCAGGACCUCCUGAGAGACAUCAUCGGCCAGCAGAUCUUCGCAAAGCGCUUUCUGGGGCGCUCUCAAAGCUAUUCUCUGGGAGACGUACUUCAACGAGCCCACGACCGGCCUUUGCUGGCAAAUUUCCGCGUCUAUGUUCUGCCUGAGGUGACCACAAUGGAGCGUCCGAAGCUGCAUGCGCUCGUGGAAGCCGCCGGCGGCCAGUGGCAGGAGGAGCUGCCAACAGCAGGGACUCCUGGUUUUGGGGGGUCUCUGCUGGUCUUCGCCGACGCCGCCUCGCCAGCCGCCUCUCUGGCCCAGGCGGCUUCUUGCGGGGCCCCGGCUGGCGUCUACCAGUUGGAGUCGCUGCUCUCGGCUGCUUGCACCCAGGACCUACGCUUGCAGGCAUUCCAGAUGCCCUUGCGCCGACCAUCUCGUGCAGCGGAAAAGUCCUUUGGGGCGGGCAGGAGAGCCUUUGAGCAGCUGAGCUCACAGGGAAUAUGUUAUUGA